Geodia barretti is the source of this 185-nucleotide messenger RNA. The record is from the annotation of a GenBank genome assembly. NCBI's taxonomy places the organism in Eukaryota, Metazoa, Porifera, Demospongiae, Tetractinellida, Geodiidae.
CUCGUCUGCGUUCUCGACAAGACCCUCAGUGGUUUGGUACCUCUAUUCGUCACCAGAUCAACUGUCUUAAUACCUUCCGCAGGAAGUCCAAGUCUCACCUCUCCUCUCAGGUCAUCAAAGAUUGAAUUAUUAGAACAACAGUCGCAGCAACAUUAUUAUAUCGUCUGAAUUUGAAUCCCAGUUCC